Messenger RNA from Suillus subalutaceus, 663 nucleotides. RefSeq lists its product as uncharacterized. The record is from RefSeq and is a predicted model, not a curated record. The transcript has 3 exons. NCBI's taxonomy places the organism in Eukaryota, Fungi, Basidiomycota, Agaricomycetes, Boletales, Suillaceae. The coding region runs from base 1 to 663 and encodes 220 amino acids.
AUGGAGUCCAAGUCUGAGUUGAGUCCUGCAACACACUUGGAAGAAUCUCCAGAUCCCGCCUAUUGCCUCUGUGAGGUUUGCAUGAUUCCAUUGUGUGACACUUUCUCUCAAACCUCCCGGCUCCUAUUGAGCAAAGUUGAUAAUGAAGGCGGUCAUAUAUCUUCGACACUACUAGCUGGCCCAGGAGUGCAGCCUCAUACACAGUGUGACAGUGGUCCUACAUCCUCUAUCAUGCAGGCCACACCAUUCACACUUGGUUUAUCCACUACACUUACAAGUCUUACCAGCGCACCUUUUCGGUUACCUGAAGUUUUGCCUCUCAGCAUCACACCCUAUGCCACUGCAGAGGCAGACUCAGAUACCAGAUGGGUACAUCAGGGCGAGGCUAUUUACAAGGAGAUUGUCGAUGCAAUUGCCAAUGAUUGCUUCAUAUACUUAUAUAAUGGGAUGCUCUACAACAUGCCUGCAGUGCCCGGGGAAUCUGGUCCCUAUUACUGUGUCACCCAUGGACAAUACAUUGGUGUGUUCAAUACUUGGAAUGAGGUCAUGGAAAAUAUCAAAGGUUUCAGUGAUGUGGCAUAUGCAGUUACUUCCCUUGCCAUUGGAGAAGCACUUCUUCACACUGCAAUUAGGAAGGGUGAAGUACGCAAGUGUCGAGUAUGA